AUGGCCGACGUGGCCCACCAGGGUGUCAGUGGUCUGGUGAACGAGGAACGCUUGGGGAAUGAUCCUUCCACCUUUGACCAUUCUCGGGACCCGUUACUCCUGAUGAACCAUUUCCGAGACAGCCUUCCGCAGCCAAUCAUUGGCCUUGGACACAGUAUGGGAGCGACGCAAUUGGUCCAUCUCUCCCUUAUGCACCCACGGAUCCUGCAAGGUCUUUUUCUAAUAGAGCCCAUUGUUUCCCCUUAUUCCGGGGCGAAUCAGGGUCGAUACCCGGCGGCGCUAGUAUCCCUGCGACGUCGAGAUACCUUUCCCACCAAGGACAUGGCUGUAGCCCACUUUCAGCGCAGCAAGCUGUUCCAGUCGUGGGAUCCACGGGCAUUUGAUAAAUGGAUACAACAUGGCCUCCGUGAUGCUCCACCUGGCUCCGAGCCGUGA
Aspergillus melleus is the source of this 435-nucleotide messenger RNA. RefSeq lists its product as uncharacterized. NCBI's taxonomy places the organism in Eukaryota, Fungi, Ascomycota, Eurotiomycetes, Eurotiales, Aspergillaceae. Bases 1 to 435 code for a protein of 144 amino acids. The transcript has 2 exons. The record is from RefSeq and is a predicted model, not a curated record.